AUGCCCAGCGUUAAAGAUGAAUCUGAGCCCGAAGGCGAAGAAAUGUCACACGACAGUAACAACAGUGACCAAAGUUCGGCGUCCUGUGACAGCAGUGCAGAUCACAGUGACAGCGAUGACUCCUCGGAGAUGGAUGAGGAUGAGUGUGAGAGGCGAAGGAGCGAAUGUAUGGAAAAUUUGGUAGACUUGGAGAGACAGUUUACUCUGCUGAAAGAACAGUUGUACAGAGAAAGAAUUACUCAGGUGGACACAAAAUUAAGCGAAGUAAAAGUGGGAAAGUCAGAAGAGUAUCUGAUGCCUUUGGAGCUUUUGAACCAAAAUAUGAAAACAAGGACAGAAGUAGCGGGAAUUCUUAAACAGUUAAGAUUACAAAAUAUUGAAAAUCAGUUUCACGCCGAAGAGCAAGCGGCCAAACAGAAUUUUGAAAGCGAGAAAAGACUCGUGUGGGAAGCUAUUUAUAAUGAUCUUCAGGACAAAAUCCGCAGGCUGGAGGAAGACCGCAAUAAUGUAGACAUUAAUGAGGACUUGAUGUUCAACUCCAGUAGCAGAAGGCGUCGAAGUCACACGGACAGACGCAGAGCGGUUUCAGUAACCGGACCUUACAUUGUUUAUAUGCUCAACGACUCAGAGAUCCUCGAGGACUGGGCGUUGAUUAAAAAGAGCUUAAGCAGUCGGAAAGCUGAGAUUCUUUGA
Cotesia congregata is the source of this 693-nucleotide messenger RNA. NCBI's taxonomy places the organism in Eukaryota, Metazoa, Arthropoda, Insecta, Hymenoptera, Braconidae. The record is from the annotation of a GenBank genome assembly.